AUGCCCCACGCUACUGCACUCACGCGCGAGUCCGUCGCCACGCACAACAAGCCCGAUGACCUAUGGUGCAUCAUUGACCACAAAGUCUACGACCUGACCGACUUUGUCGAUGCGCACCCCGGCGGCUCCGUCGUGCUCGAGCAAGUCGCUGGCACGGAUGCGACGACGGCCUUUUACAACCUGCACCGGCAGGAAGUGCUUGACAAGUACGAGGCCGAGUUGUGCAUUGGCACGAUUGAGGGGGAGAAGGCCGAGGUGAUUGUGGGGAAGCCCGGGGAUCUGAGUCCGGUGCCGUAUGCAGAGCCGUUGUGGUUGCGGCCGCAGUUCAAGAGCCCGUAUUUCAAGGAGAGUCAUCGGGCGCUGCAGAGGGAGAUUCGCAAGUUUGUGGAUACGCACAUCACGCCAGAGGCACAACAGAAGGAGAAGGAUGGCACGUAUAUCAGUCAGGAGCUUAUUGAUAAGAUGGCGAAGAACGACAUGCUGGCUAUGCGUCUCGGGCCGGGGAAGCAUCUACAUGGCAAGACAUUGAUGGGAGUUGUCAAGGGAGAGGAGUUUGACUACCUACACGACCUGGUGCAGGCACAGGAGGGUGUUCGGGCGAAUGCUCGAGGCUUUCAGGAUGGUAACAUGGCUGGUAUGACGAUCAGCUUGACGGCGGUGUUGCAGUGGAUGCCAGAGUCUCCGCUCAAGACGAGAGUGGUGAACGAGGUGUUGUCUGGCAAGAAGAAGAUGUGUCUAGCCAUCACCGAAGCGUUUGCUGGAUCAGACGUGGCGGGCAUCCGGACGACGGCGAAACUGACGGCAGACGGCAAGCACUACAUUGUGCGCGGAACGAAGAAGUGGAUCACCAACGGCAUGUUCUGCGACUACUUUGUCACCGGAUGCAAGACCGACAAGGGCUUCUCCGUCCUCCUGAUUGAGCGAGAUGAGAAUGUCGAGACCAAGUUGAUCAAGACGAGUUACUCGACCACGGCAGGAACGGCCUUUGUCGAGUACAACGACGUCAAGGUGCCCGUCGACCAUUUGCUCGGAGAGGAACACAAGGGAUUCGUGGUCAUCAUGUCCAACUUCAACCACGAGCGCUUCAUGAUGGCGUGCGCCGUGAUCCGCCACUCGCGCACCGUAGUCGAGGAAUGCAUGAAGUGGUGCAACCAACGCAUCGUUUUUGGCAAAACGCUCAUCGAACAGCCCGCCAUCCGACAAAAACUCGCAAAAAUGAUCUCCCACGUCGAAGCCAACCAAGCCUGGCUCGAGCAAAUCGCGUACCAAAUGUCGCACAUGUCCUACGCCCAACAAUCCAAGCAGCUCGGCGGCCCCAUUGGCCUCCUCAAAUCCUUUGCCACUCGAUCCGCGCACGAGAUUGCCGACGAGGCUGUGAAUAUUUUUGGCGGCCGCGGGCUCACGCAGUCGGGCAUGGGUCGCGUGAUUGAGCAGUUUCACCGCACGUACAAGUUUGAUGCCAUUUUGGGCGGGACUGAGGAGAUUUUGGGGGAUCUGGGGGUUCGGCAGGCGUAUAAGGGGUUCCCGAAGAGUAUGUUGUAG
Plenodomus lingam JN3 is the source of this 1542-nucleotide messenger RNA. RefSeq lists its product as uncharacterized. The record is from RefSeq and is a predicted model, not a curated record. Gene Ontology annotation, cellular component: cytoplasm. Gene Ontology annotation, molecular function: flavin adenine dinucleotide binding; heme binding; acyl-CoA dehydrogenase activity. Gene Ontology annotation, biological process: fatty acid beta-oxidation using acyl-CoA dehydrogenase. NCBI's taxonomy places the organism in Eukaryota, Fungi, Ascomycota, Dothideomycetes, Pleosporales, Leptosphaeriaceae.